AAUAUUGCAUUUUUUAUAUUAAUAAAAAUAUUUAUUGCAUGAUAAAUUUUAUUUUGCAAUGAAUUUUCAAACUCUUGUAGAAAAGAAAAGUAUGAAUUUGAAACCUUCUAGAACAGUUAUUACAGAUACUCUUGGUAGAAGAUACGAAGUUGUAAAUGGGAUAAAGAAAGAAUUAGCACAAGGUUUACCAUUUGUUCUUGAUGAAAAGCCUGAUAUGCAUAUUGCUUGUAUUAUACAUGGUUUAUUUCUUAGUUCACAAGAUCCUGCUGUCAGUAUAGAAAUACUUAAGAAAUAUAACAUAAAACAUAUUUUAAGUGUCGGUAUUAAUUUGUAUCUUAAAUUUAAUAGCAUAGAAUAUUAUCAAUGCGAGUUACUAGAUUUGCCAGAAUCAGAUAUAUUCUUACCAGUAAAAACAUGUAUUAAUAUAAUACACCAAAAUCGUCAUGAAAAUAUUCUUGUACAUUGUAAUGCAGGAGUGUCCCGCUCACCAACUAUUGUUAUUUCUUAUUUGAUGGCUUUAGAAAAUCUUUCAUAUGAUGAAGCAUACGAAAAAGUUAAAAGUAAAAGAAAUUGUAUCAAACCUAACAGUGGAUUUGUUCAACAAUUAAGAAAAUUAAAUGUAUCAGAUUUACUAGAAUAAGAUUAAAAUAUGAUAUUACAUAUUGGGAGAGAAAAGAAAAACUCCUGUGUAACAAUAAAUCAGUUAUGUAGUAUAUUCUUACAAUAAAAUUCACGUGUUUUGACAUUA
This is a messenger RNA of Vespa mandarinia (Asian giant hornet), 748 nucleotides long. Its product is annotated as dual specificity protein phosphatase 19. The record is from RefSeq and is a predicted model, not a curated record. Lineage: Eukaryota; Metazoa; Arthropoda; Insecta; Hymenoptera; Vespidae. Gene Ontology annotation, biological process: protein dephosphorylation; regulation of MAP kinase activity. Gene Ontology annotation, molecular function: JUN kinase phosphatase activity. Gene Ontology annotation, cellular component: cytoplasm.